Varanus komodoensis (Komodo dragon) is the source of this 2225-nucleotide messenger RNA. RefSeq names its product LIM domain binding 3 (gene LDB3). Gene Ontology annotation, molecular function: actin binding; muscle alpha-actinin binding. NCBI's taxonomy places the organism in Eukaryota, Metazoa, Chordata, Lepidosauria, Squamata, Varanidae. Gene Ontology annotation, biological process: muscle structure development; actin cytoskeleton organization; heart development. The coding region runs from base 147 to 1376 and encodes 409 amino acids. Gene Ontology annotation, cellular component: Z disc; filamentous actin; adherens junction. The record is from RefSeq and is a predicted model, not a curated record. The transcript has 8 exons.
GACAGAAAAGAUCUUUAUUUUGUGUUUGAAUUUGCCAGACAGACAGAGAGAAAAACCUCUUCUUUUUUAAAACAGAAAUACCCACCUGUGUCCCCUUCCCUCUGUUUCGCAGAGCCUUGGGGUUCCUGGCGUGAAAAAGAGCUAAAAUGUCUUACAGCGUGACUCUCAACGGACCUGGACCAUGGGGCUUCCGACUGCAAGGGGGCAAGGACUUCAACAUGCCUCUGACCAUCUCCAGAAUUACUCCUGGCAGCAAAGCAGCUCAGUCCCAGAUGAGCCAAGGGGACUUGGUGGUAGCGAUCGAUGGAGCCAACACAGAUAGCAUGACCCACCUAGAAGCUCAGAAUAAGAUAAAAUCGGCAAGCUACAACCUGUCUCUUUCUCUUCAAAAAUCGAAGCGCCCAAUUCCACUUCCAGCGACUUCUCCAAGAAUUGACUCUCCCAUGCCCGUGAUCCCUCAUCAAAAGGAUACUGUUCUGGAAGUUAAUGGCAACCGAGUGAGCUUCAGUCCUCUAACUAGCACAUCGCCUGGGCCCAUGAGUAGCGUUUUAGCAAGCAAUGGAGCAUGUUCAGGCUACCUCAGCAAACAAGAAACCAGCUUAACACAUAGCGCCUCCUCCUUAAAGACCACCACCGUUAGAUCUUCCAUGUCCUCUGUGGCUUCUGACCUCUCACCAGCAAAAAGUGACCUAGGGUCUAAAGCCAGCUCAGUGAUUACAGAUGGCAAUAGCCCCAAACAUGAGCUGAGCCCAACAAGGCAGUAUAACAACCCCAUUGGCCUUUACUCAGCAGACACUCUAAGGGAAAUGGCUGAGAUGCAUAAAUUAAGUCUCACACGAAGGGCUUCAGAAGGUGGACUUCUUAGAGGCACGGAGUACGUGGAGCGUUUCAACCCCAACGUCCUGAAGGAUUCUGCACUGUCCACGCACAAACCCAUCGAGGUGAAAGGGCCUGGUGGCAAGGCUACCAUCAUCCAUGCCCAGUAUAACACCCCCAUCAGCAUGUAUUCUCAGGAUGCCAUCAUGGAUGCCAUUGCUGGCCAGGCCCAGGCCCAGGGUGGUGAACUCGCCGGUUCCCUCCCCGUUAAAGAUCGUCAUGUAGACAGUGCUUCUCCAGUGUAUCAGGCUGUACUUAAAACUCAGAACAAGUCUGAAGAUGAGCUUGAGGACUGGAGUCGCCGUUCUUCCCACUUGCAGUCCAAGUCCUUCCGCAUCCUGGCUCAGAUGACAGGAACUGAGUACAUGCAAGAUCCAGACGAAGAUGCCCUGAGGAGAUCAAGGGAAAGGUUUGAAACGGAACGUAACAGCCCACGCUUUGCCAAAUUGCGCAACUGGCAUCACGGCCUAUCGGCGCAAAUCCUUAAUGUCAAAAGUUAAAAAUCCUAUGAAUAGUAAACCAAUGUGCAAGAAUUUUGUCCUCUAAUGAAUAUACGGCUCUUCUGAGGUAGCACCUAGGAGCACCCCAUGUAUUGAGGCGCUAAGGCGUAACACUUGGUGUUGUUUCUUUCCUGGAAGUUCUUGUCUUUGUUUUCUGUUGCUAGUCUGGUUUUUCUGCACCAUCCUGUAAACCUUCGGAAUUAUAAAAUGGAUUGGACUGGAUUUGGUUGGCCUUCACUGCACCAAGAGUAGCGUUAAAUUGCUGGCUAGCUUAGCUAUUGUACUGAUUAGCUUUUAAAUGAAUGUAGGAUGAAAUGGGAAGACUGACAGAUUCCUGCGAGUAAAAGCCAUAACUUCUAGAAAGUGUUCUUGCUGAUUAAAUAAAAUUGGGACUAGGAAGUUGGAAAGGAGAAUGUAUUGAGCCUUGGCCUUGGGGUUCGCCAAAUAUGUAGACCUCUUAGUUGGCAUAGGUCAGUUAUGUCAUUUUAGAUAAGACACUUGCUGUCCUGGGUUUAAUUUAUUCUUAUUUCUUGUAUGUGGCAUAUCUUUACAAGUCCAGGCUUUAACAUGUCGCCUUCAAAAGUUGAAACUUGCUAUGAGUAUAAUGUUUGGACGGAAGUAGCUCAGGAACUACGGAAGCAAAAGGCACGAGGUAGUACCUUGUCAAGUUGACCUAGAAAAAGUGAGAAUAUAUAAGAUAAUUUGUGCACUGAGGUUUUUUGUUGCUGUUUUUAAAGCAUGGCAUAACUUCUAGACAUAACUUUGCCUCUUAUGUAUUGCUGCUGCUUUGAAACCCACUUUUUCUGUACAUAGCAGUGUGGUUUACUUGAAAUAAAGAAUCUAAAAACA